Molecule: messenger RNA, 338 nt
Organism: Striga hermonthica
Lineage: Eukaryota; Viridiplantae; Streptophyta; Magnoliopsida; Lamiales; Orobanchaceae
Source: the annotation of a GenBank genome assembly
CGCCCGUGUUGCCCUCACUCGCGUGCUCGCUGCGCGCCUUGCUGUCGCUCCCCUCGCUUCGCGCGUCCUCACCACCCACGCAUGUGUUACCCACGCCUAAUCCUGCCGCGCCAACCUCGCGCCUUCCUGCCAGCCUGCGCGUGUCCCAGCCACGGCCCAGGCCCGUAUCGCCUACGGCGCCCCCGCGUACACCCGUUCACCUGCCCAUCUUGCGCCCGCGUUCUCCCCGCCAAACCCGCGUGUGCGGCCCGUUCGCCGACUUGUGCGCAUCACGUGCCGAUGCGCACCUUUUGCCCUUUCGCUCCUCACUAGUCUCGCCGGACUCCAAUGCCACUUCC